This is a messenger RNA of Colletotrichum destructivum, 736 nucleotides long. RefSeq lists its product as uncharacterized. The transcript is spliced from 2 exons. Bases 121 to 303 code for a protein of 60 amino acids. The record is from RefSeq and is a predicted model, not a curated record. Lineage: Eukaryota; Fungi; Ascomycota; Sordariomycetes; Glomerellales; Glomerellaceae.
CGAGACAACCGACGUCAAAACUAUAAAAGCCGCUUCGUUGAGCUGUCUUGGCAGUUGGGUAAUAACAAAGCCAUCACUGUUCCGAUACUUCUAACACAACAUCCACCGUCACUAUCCAAAAUGCAGCUCAAGCUCGUCCUCGCCACCCUCUUCGCCUCCAUGGUCUUAGCCGUCCCGGUUGUUGAUCAACCCAAGAUCUACGGCCGUUCCAAGGGACCCAUCCCUGGAUCUGGUCCCAGCUGCUGUUCAUCGGUUCCCGGAGUUUGCCAGGCUUCUUGCUGCCCUAUCGGAUGUCCUCAGUAAAGCAUCACAGUAGCCAUGGGAUGGAUGAGCGAUCCUUACAGCAAUGUCAUCAUCGUAUCAAGGGCACAUGCCGGAAAGAAGCCUGGGGUAUUGGUGCUUAUUCGUCGAUAUACUCGUAAACGGGAAUGAUGCGCACCUGCAUCAUUAUCACUGUUCUGCACAAGUACAAUGCACAGUGACCAAUUGGGCCGAUUGUAACAAUCUUAUCAUGCUAAGGUGUCACGGGUCAGUCAUGUAGUUGCUUGGGAUUCGGUCUUUCGACCGAAUAUUGUGCCUUUUUGCCCGCUGGCUCAACAGUAGUAAACUCAAACACUGUCGUUUCGUCACAUAAGGCUUUGUGAAGUACGUGAUGGCUUUGCCUAGGAAUGCGCGCUGUAUCUCCAAGACCAAUGCUUUCUAACCCCCAUCCCGUAGGACUUCCAUGCCAUUCACA